AUGAUUCGCAUUAGUCUUCCCUUGCGGUUGGCAUGCUUUGCAGUGCCUGCCCCGAGCACGGGUUGCGGGGAUUGCGGCGACUCGCUUCGAGGUAAAGCAUCCCAGACUUCCAAAACAGCGCCGCACAAAGUUUGCGGACUUGUAGUGCUGUUCAGCUAUUGGGCCCGACCGUCACUGAGACGUUUGUACUCGAGACGGUCACGGGUGAAAUGUGGUACCAGGACGGAUGGCAAAGGCGAUGAGACUGCUUGGGUUGCACCUACGGUGCACGCAAAGGGUGCACCUGGUGGAAACUUGGCUCUCGGAGCCAUACAGCACCUGGAAGAUGGAUCAGCUUUGUUGCACGGGCAAGUGUAUGAUGAAGCUAGAAACGGCUGGAGCCCCGUUCUGCUGAAACGCAUCGGCCUCACCGACACCUGGCAGAGCGAGGAGUUGGCUCUGGAGUUGCCUUUUGGCAAGAUUGCGAAGCUAGCAUUACACCGCAAACGCGGGAGUCUUGAAGAAGAGUUGCCUUCUUGGCCGGCAAACCUUCGGAGGUGCUUGGAAGCUUGGCCGUUGAAAGGCCCAGGCAGCGUGAUCCUGGACCCGCACUUCUUCGUGCAGCGCGCGGCUGCCUUGGCGUUGCUUGGGCCAGGACCCGUUCUCUUCCCGAACGGAGCUGCUGCCAUGGCCUUGCCCUCCCUCAGUUGCAUCCAUGCUUUUGAGGAGGAGAUCAAUGGCCGAAGCCUACGAAGCCUCCUCUGUCCUUCCGCUGAGAAUUUGGAAGAGCUCUUAAGUGAAAUGCCCGCGAGUCUCAGCAGCGCGCACUUCGACGUGGCGGCUGCCCUGGGCUCCGAGAAGAUGGCAGGCUUCGUCAUCGUCCUCCAGGAGAAGCCUCUGGGGUUGGAGUGCGAGAGCCUUUCCUGGACCUGCGGGGCUGUGCUGCGCCGAGUUGAGCCCGGCAGUGAGGCUGAGAAGGCAGGGUGUCGUGUGGGUGACCUCAUCGUCAAGGUUGGAGACUCUGAAGUGCUGCAGACACCCUUCGACGACAUUCAGGACAAACUUGCUGGACCUCAUCCGAUCACCCUGACGCUCAGUCGGCCAAAGCUAAGUGACAAGAUCUACUUGCGAGAAGUCCCAGCCGCAGAUGAUGCACUGUCAAGCCUUUCGAGCACGCAGCUGAGCCUGCAAGACUUGGUGCCACGCUUGAGCCAGCAUUUUGGCACAAACUACUUGUACUUCUCGGAGAAGACUCCCAUGCUUUUUGCUGGGGAUGGAGGCACUGCAUCCCAUCUCCACAUCGACCGAAAGCCCUUGGUGCAAUUCUGCCAUGUGCUGCAUGGAACGAAGGUGUUUUGUGUGGCUCCGCCUCCCGGAGCCCAAAACGCGAAGACCCCAGGUCCGUCAGGUCCGGUGGUCCCUUGGGAGACCUUGGAGGCGUCUGCGUCUCACGAAGCCGUGCUCUCCACAGACAUCGAACUGCCGGCAGAGGCUCGCGAGUGGCUGCAACGGAAGGAUGUGAGCUUGGUGCUCCAACGGCCAGGUGAUAUCUUCUUGUUUCUGGGCCACUCCCUCCAUGCAGGUUGCAACGGAGCAUCGAAAGCAUGUGUGGCUGUUUUCCAUGGUGCUCAGCCGAUCUCUUACAUGGCGCAAGGCGCCUUCGGGCCGGCAUAUCAAGUGCUGGCUCGCCAAAUCCUCUCGCGCUAA
Symbiodinium sp. CCMP2456 is the source of this 1686-nucleotide messenger RNA. The record is from the annotation of a GenBank genome assembly. Lineage: Eukaryota; Dinophyceae; Suessiales; Symbiodiniaceae.